Messenger RNA from Capronia epimyces CBS 606.96, 1320 nucleotides. RefSeq lists its product as uncharacterized. Lineage: Eukaryota; Fungi; Ascomycota; Eurotiomycetes; Chaetothyriales; Herpotrichiellaceae. The transcript has a single exon. The coding region runs from base 1 to 1320 and encodes 439 amino acids. The record is from RefSeq and is a predicted model, not a curated record.
AUGGCGGGAUCGAAAGAGAGCGAGACCGAGAGCGAGUACCGGCAAUACCUGCCGGACCUGAGUCAACCGCGGUUCACGACUAUGGCGACGCAGGACGCACGGGAGUACGCGCAGAGGUUCAAGGAACAGGGGAACCCGCCGUGGCUGCACGCCCUGUAUCUGCACUGGCGGGAGCUUCUGAAGGAGCCGUUCAAAGGCGUGACCAACGACGGCGUGGUGCGGCCGGGCCUGUUCCCGGUGCAGGACGAAGGCAUUCCGAUCUCAGCCAUCGUGGCCGCGACGCGCCACGCGCUCUCGCAAUUGACGCCGGCCCAGCGCGACCGGCUGUCGUACCACAUCGACUCACCGGAGUGGCGGACGUGGUCGAACCCGGAAUUCCUGCUGAGCGACAAGGGCGUGCGGCUGGACGAGGUGACGGCGCCGGUGCGCGACAGCCUGCUGGCGAUCCUGCAGGCGAGCCUGUCGCCCGAGGGCUACGACAAGGCGGUGGCGGCGAUGCGCAUCAACGGCUUCCUGGGCUCGCUGGUGCGGGCGCCGGCGGUGAUGAACGAGCACAGCUACAACAUGGUGCUGUUUGGUGAGCCGAGCACGACGCGGCCGUGGGGGUUCAGCUUCUACGGCCACCACCUGUGCCUGAACGCCUUCUUCCACCGCGGCCAGAUGGUGCUGUCGCCGUGGUUCACGGGCGCCGAACCCAACGAGAUCGACGCCGGGCCCUACGCCGGCACGCGCAUCCUGCACGGCGAGGAACAGCUCGGCCUCCAGCUCAUGCAGUCGCUGCCGCCCGCCCUCCAGGCCCGCGCCCAGGUGUACAAGCUCAUGAAGGACCCGGCCAUGCCCCCCGGCCGCUGGAACCACGACGACCAGCGCCACCUGUGCGGCGCCUACCGCGACAACCGCGUCGUGCCGUACGAGGGCGUGCUGGCGUCGUCCAUGCCGGGGCCCCAGCGCGCCCUGCUCCGCGCCAUCCUCGCCCAGUACCUGCUGUACCUGCCCCAGCGCGCCCGCGACAUUCGUUUGGCCCACAUCGAGUCCCGCCUCGACGAGACUUACUUCUGCUGGAUCGGCGGCUUUGGGGAUCACGACCCCUUCUACUACCGCAUCCAGAGCCCGCUCGUCCUCGUCGAGUUCGACCACCAUUCCGGCGUCUUUCUGAACAAUCCCCACCCGGCCAAAUUCCACAUCCACACUCUGUUGAGGACUCCCAAUGCCGGCGACUACGGCAUGGCCCUGCGCCCGCUGCUCGACGGCAUCGAGCAGAAAUUCGUGUGGGAUGAGAAUGAGAAUGAGAAUGAAUCUGAGGCUAAACCUGGAAAAUAA